UCUCUUUUUUCUCAUCGUAAUUUUUAAAACUUUCAAAUUUAUAAAAAUUCUUUUCCUUUCAAAGCUCUUUUUUAAAUAAUCCAAUGUCUAUAAUUCGAAAAGAACUUGCUCAUGCAGCAAUAUCUAGGUCACUUGCAUUAAUAGAUUAUAAUGUUCACAAGAAUAUUCACAAAAUAUAUGAAUUUCAACAACAAACACUUCUUGCUGAUAAUUCUUUUACAAAAGAUGAAAAAAAUUAUGCAAUAAAUUGGAUAACUAGAGACUAUGAUCGAAAUAAAAUUAAUAACAAUUCAGGAACAAGAAGAAUUUGUGAAAAUUGUAAUCAAAAAUGUUUAGCUACAUUAUAUUGUGAAUUUUGUGUUCAAAAUUAUUUAAAAACAAAUUUUUCAAAUUGGACAUCUGGAAAUGUUAACAUUGAUAAUUUAAUCCAGAAAUGUCAAUCAGAAACACUCAUGCCAAGUAUGAUAGUUGAAUGGAUUCCAUAUAAUAAUUUACAGAAUGUCAGGUAUUUAACAAAAGGUGGUUUUUCUGAAAUUUAUACAGCAGAUUGGGUUGAUGGAAAAUAUGAAGAAUGGGAUUCUAAAAAACAGCAAUUAAAAAGAGUUGGAAGACAUAAUGUAAUACUUAAAAAAUUAGAAAAUGUUGAAAGUGCAAAUCAAAGUUGGUUUGAAGAGGCUAAAUCACAUUUAACUAUAAGUAAUAAAAGGUCAGAUAUUGUUCAAUGUUUUGGUUUAACACAAAACAUAUCAAAUGGAAAUUAUAUGCUUGUAAUGUAUAAAAUGGAUAUAAGUUUAAAAGAAUUUUUACAACAGAAUCACAAUAAACUUACAUGGAGACAAAAAUUAAAUAUAUCUUUUGAAAUAGUUAGGGCACUUUAUUUUAUUCAUAAAGAGAAUGCAAUUCAUAGAGAUUUGCAUUCAGGAAAUAUAUUGUAUUCACAAAUCAAUAGUAAGUGGUAUAUUGGUGAUCUUGGAUUUUGUGGACCUGCUGAUAAAUCAUCAAAAAGCGUAUAUGGAAUUCUUCCUUACAUAGCGCCAGAAGUUAUUAAUGGAAGAGAAUAUACUUUUAAAUCUGAUAUUUAUAGUAUUGCAAUGCUUAUGUGGGAAAUUUCAUCUGGACAACCACCAUUUAUUAAUCAUGGACAUGAUUGUAAUCUUGCAAUAAAUGUUAUUAAUGGUAUUAGACCAAAAAUUGUGUCAGGAACUCCUACAGAAUAUAAAAAUUUAAUGGAACAAUGUUGGGACGCUGAUCCAUCAAAAAGACCAGAUACUAAUACACUUAUGAUAAAAAUAAGAGAGAUGAAUUUUUAUUAUCAAAGUAUGACGGAUGAAUCAGAAAUACACAAUAAUUUAGAAUUAGAUGAAACAAAUAGUAAUACAAAUAGCAGAUUAUUUACAAGUAAAAUUCAUCAAUUUGAGAAUCUACCCGAACCAAGAAAUGCGACAGAAGAGGAGCUAGAUGUAUUCCAUAGUAAACCAUAUGAUUAUAGUAUUCCUACUAAUAUUGAUAACUCAAGCAAUCAGAAUAAUAGUAGAACAUCAAAAAUAAAUAGCUUUUUUAAAGCCAAUAGUAAAAAAUUAUCCAAAAUGUUUAAAAAGCUACAAGUAAAAGAUGAAACAGUGCAACAAACAAAAGGACCAAAUGUUAAUUUUAAUGAUGAUGAAGAUGAAGUAUACAAUAACCCAAAUUUUCAUUCUAAAGAACAAGAUGAAUUUGAAAUUCCUAAUGAUACAAAAUGAUUUUAUACUGAAAAUUUGCUACCAUCUCUCAUUACAACUAUUUUUUUGUAAAUCGUUAUAAAAUAGUUUAUAUUUAUUUAUAUUUUAUUAAAGUUAUUUAAACACU
Rhizophagus irregularis DAOM 181602=DAOM 197198 is the source of this 1845-nucleotide messenger RNA. RefSeq lists its product as uncharacterized. The record is from RefSeq and is a predicted model, not a curated record. Lineage: Eukaryota; Fungi; Glomeromycota; Glomeromycetes; Glomerales; Glomeraceae.